Molecule: messenger RNA, 1284 nt
Organism: Malassezia globosa CBS 7966
Lineage: Eukaryota; Fungi; Basidiomycota; Malasseziomycetes; Malasseziales; Malasseziaceae
Exons: 1
Coding region: 1-1284 (427 amino acids)
Biological process (GO): porphyrin-containing compound biosynthetic process
Molecular function (GO): protoporphyrinogen oxidase activity, oxygen as acceptor
Source: RefSeq, a predicted model, not a curated record
AUGAAAGCCAUGUACAAGCUGCCAAUCUUUGAAGGUGUCCUUUCUGAUCUCGUGAAUGAAUGGCGCGUCCCACGCUCCAAGUCUCUGGCAUAUUUCCAUGGAGACGAAUCCGUGCAUGAUUUCUUUUCUCGUCGUGUAGGUCCUCGGAUAGCCGACACGUUCGUUUCGGCUAUAAUUCAUGGCAUUUACGCAGGGGAUUCGCGUCACCUCAGUGUGAAAGCUCUAAUGCCAUCGCUAGUUGAACUGGAACAGACACACGGGGGAAUUCUUCGUUCCUUUUUGCCAAAGCUGUUGAAUAGCCAGUACCGAGCUCCUCAAAGUACUGUGAUGCCCACUGACCAGGCAAAAAUGGCCGAUGUAGAGUCACGAUUGAACCCUGCAUUAGUCAAGCAGCUACCUUCGACAAGCAUUUACUCCUUUCCUCAGGGUCUCGGUGAGAUUGUUCAGGCGCUCGAGAACGAGUUGAUUGCAGCUCCCAAUGUGGAAAUAUGGAAAGACUCAGCCUGUGAACACAUUGCUGCUGAGUAUCCAUUCAGACUAACUUUGCGGCAUAUGAAGGAACCUCUUUAUGCUGACCGUAUCAUUGCCGGUGUUCCAUCCCAUCAUCUUGCCCGACUUCUUCCCGAUCUUCCACACUUGGCACACAAUCCUGCGGCCCACCUAGCCGUUGUAGAUGUAGUGCUAGCCCGGCAUGACCGCGCAGCUUCAUAUGAGCUACCAGUCCAUGGUUUUGGCUAUUUGGUUCCUCGUUCCGCGAAGCCGAAUCCUCAUGACAUUCUUGGUGUUAUUUUCGACAGCGAUGCAAUGCCUAACCAGCUCGAAAUAUUGCGCUCCGAGACAUGUUCGCUUUCUAGCCAACCUUUCACAAAACUGACAGUAAUGAUGGGCGGUCCAUACUGGCGUGAGCGAGCAUCAUUGCCUUCGGAAGAGGAGGCUGAAGAACGAGCACUUCGCGCGCUGCACACUCAACUUGGUAUUCCAUUGACGGUGCUCUCAAGACAAGUAAGGCAUGUUCGGUCGCGUGUCCUCACCGAUACAAUUCCUCAAUAUCUCGUGGGUCAUCCACAACGAAUGCAGGAAUUGCACACGAUCAUAUCUACGCAGGCGCCAUGGCAACACCGUCUGUCGCUCCUUGGAUACAGCUACGGUGGUGUCGGAGUCAAUGAUUGCAUAGCCACUGCUAUGGACACAUGUGAGGCCAUAUCCGACUAUGAGCUGGGCCUCGAUGCUCAACCCUAUCAACGGGACAUGACAGGUCUAAAAGAAGCUGCUCGGUGCGCCUGA